AAGAGUCCCCAGGAUACCAGCCAGCCCAGCCAUUCCAACAGCCCCGAUAGCCAGGGAGUCAGCAUGACGGAUGUCUCCUCGCUACUGGACGAGUCGUGCGCUGCUGCAGCGCAGCACCUCGGGUAUCCUCGUCCUCCUCAUCCGUCUUGCAUGGAUGGUCCGCCGCCGAGGGGGUACGUGCCACCACCACCACCGCCUCCUCCUCCUCCUCCUCCGCCGCCGCAGCUGUCCAUCUUCGACCAGCCGACGACCGCUACGACGACCUCCACCGCCACAUCGUCCAUGUCGCCAACCUUCCUGCAGAAGGAGUUCAUCACCAAGGGAUUUACCAGCUGCCCGCUGGCGGUGCACAUGCAACCGACGUGCGACUGCGGCGACGCGCUGGUAUUCCACAUGAACCGCCUGCGCUCCGUGACGACGAUGGUGCAUCUGCACUCCCCACGGCUGGACUUGCUUUUGCAGGCCAUCGCGACCGCGCUGGCGACGUGCCGCCUCUUCCUGCAGUGCCCCAGCUGUCCCAAGGACGGCACGCAUUUGCUGUACGCCGCCUCGAUCGUGGACUUUACCGUACAGCUGUUCGACUUUGCCAUUCCCUACGAGCUGUCACUGACGGCAACCACCACCACCACCGCAGCAGCCGCAGCCGCAGCUGCUGCUGCUACAGCAUCAACUACCACGUCCACGUCACCGACCAACGACCCCGGGGUGCUCGUGGGCUACGGCGAGUACGAGAUCGCGGUGGACGAGACGCGCCGCAUCCGGCGGUAUCUGCUGCGCGGCCGACUGCUGCAGUGCCGGGCGGUGGUGGGCCUGCUGCAGGAGACGACGGAGGUGAGUCGGCAGGAGCUGUUCGUCAGCAGCAGCAGCAGCAGUCCUGGAGCAGGGGCCGGGGCGGCGGAUCUGACGGCGGCGUUCGAGAACGGGGAUUUGAUCCUGCAGAUCCUGGCGGGACACGAUGCGACGGUGGAGGCGUUUCUGCUGGCGCUGGCGGGGGAGGGCUGUGUGUGUGGUUGUGGGUGCUGUGAGAGGCACCAUCGGGCGUAGUUGUGCGGACAGUUAGUGAUACCCAUCCUUCGUCGCGUUGUGGUGAGCGUGGUGUGGUGUAGUACA
Molecule: messenger RNA, 1110 nt
Organism: Aspergillus uvarum CBS 121591
Lineage: Eukaryota; Fungi; Ascomycota; Eurotiomycetes; Eurotiales; Aspergillaceae
Exons: 1
Coding region: 64-1044 (326 amino acids)
Source: RefSeq, a predicted model, not a curated record